GGUAUAAAUAGGGUCCGCCAAAGUCGGGAAUUUUCGACGUCAACAGAGAGGGAGAAGCGCUUACAGUUUCCGCAGCCGUGGAAUGCAGCAGAGAGGAAGACUAAACAACCGAAGAUCCAGGAGCUUUUCUAGAUCUCGCCUCGCCGUUGAGGGUUCAUAGGCUUUAGUUAUAUUCCUCGGCCCUCCUCGCUCUCACAUUCUCCGUUUUGGUUCUAAUCAGUGGCAAUGGCUUCUGCUCAGAUUGGUGGUAAAAAACAAGAGCGCGAGGUGCAGAAGAACUACUGGACGGAGCACUCCGCGGAUUUGACUGUGGAGGCGAUGAUGCUCGACUCUCAGGCCUCGAAUCUUGACAAGGAAGAGCGACCUGAAGUACUUUCUUUGCUUCCCCACUAUGAAGGAAAAUCUGUCUUGGAACUUGGAGCUGGAAUCGGCCGUUUUACUAGCGAAUUAGCCCUGAAGGCUGGCCAGCUUAUUGCUCUGGAUUUCAUAGAAAAUGCUAUAAAGAAGAAUGAAAGCAUCAACAGGCACCACAAGAACGUCAAGUUCCUAUGCGCAGAUGUGACUUCUCCAGAGCUUAGCAUUUCCAAUGGAUCAAUUGAUUUGAUAUUCUCCAAUUGGCUGCUAAUGUACUUGUCUGAUAAAGAGGUGGAGAAUUUGGCUGCAAGGAUGAUUAAAUGGUUGAAGGUUGGUGGAUAUGUCUUCUUCAGAGAGUCAUGUUUUCAUCAGUCUGGAGACUCCAAGCGCAAAUACAACCCAACACAUUACAGGGAACCCAGAUUUUACACAAAGAUUUUUAAGGAUUGCCAAAUACGUGAUGAGUGUGGGAACUCCUAUGAACUAUCCCUUGUAAGCAGCAAAUGUAUAGGAGCUUAUGUACGAACUAAGAAGAACCAAAACCAGAUUUGCUGGAUAUGGCAGAAAGUCUUUUCACAGGAAGACAGAGGAUUCCAGAGGUUUUUAGAUAAUGUUCAAUAUAAAUGUAAUGGCAUCCUGCGCUACGAGCGUGUAUUUGGUCAAGGUUUUGUCAGUACAGGAGGAAUGGAGACCACCAAGGAAUUUGUUUCAAAGCUAGAGCUGAAGCCCGGUCAAAAAGUUUUGGAUGUUGGUUGUGGCAUUGGGGGAGGUGACUUUUACAUGGCAGAGAACUUCGAUGUCGAGGUUGUUGGCAUUGAUCUCUCCAUCAAUAUGAUUUCUUUUGCUCUUGAGCGGGCCAUUGGACGCAAAUGCCCAGUUGAAUUCGAGGUUGCCGAUUGUACCAAAAAAACCUAUCCAGAUAAUACUUUUGACGUAAUAUACAGCCGGGACACAAUAUUACACAUUCAAGAUAAACCUGCGCUGAUGAAAUCCUUUUACAAAUGGUUGAAGCCAGGAGGUAAGGUUCUUAUCAGUGAUUAUUGCAGAAGCGGUGGAACUCCCACAGACGAGUUUGCUGAGUAUAUCAAGCAGAGAGGUUAUGAUCUACAUGAUGUAAAGGCAUAUGGUCAGAUGCUGAGAGAUGCUGGCUUUGAUGAGGUUACUGCCGAGGAUCGCACCGAUCAGUUCAUUCGAGUUUUGCAACGCGAAUUAAGUACUUUAGAAAAGGAGAAGGAGGAAUUCGUUCAGGACUUCUCUGCGGAGGACUACAACGAAAUAGUAGAUGGUUGGAAAGCAAAACUAGCCCGGAGCUCCACCGGUGAGCAAAGAUGGGGACUCUUCAUUGCCAAGAAAAAGUGAUCAUAAUUUAUGCUUUAUUUUUAUUGCAGUUUUUUGUUUGAAAUCAUUUGGAACCUUGAGUUUCCUUACUUCACUUGAUACACAAACAAUCUUAAUAUCACUAUUUUGGUAUGUCUUUUGCUUCUGAUUUCAACAAUGUAGGUGGAAAUCAAACCAUCAACUUUUAGAAGGUAACAAUGUCUAAUCUACUCAAAUAUUGAUAGCGGUUGGGUGGCUUUAGUCGUGUAUUAGGUAUUGAUAAGUCGCUGUUAAGUGGACCACGAACAUUUGUGAUUGUGAAUUGUGCUGUGGCAUGGGGUAUGGAAAAGAUUCUAGGCCUCUUGUCCACACCCUUGCCUUUGCUCAUUCACGUGGAACUUUAUUCAAAAUUUCCUUGUCACCUUCA
This is a messenger RNA of Cucurbita moschata (crookneck pumpkin), 2098 nucleotides long. RefSeq names its product phosphomethylethanolamine N-methyltransferase-like. Gene Ontology annotation, molecular function: phosphoethanolamine N-methyltransferase activity. Gene Ontology annotation, biological process: phosphatidylcholine biosynthetic process. The transcript is spliced from 12 exons. Lineage: Eukaryota; Viridiplantae; Streptophyta; Magnoliopsida; Cucurbitales; Cucurbitaceae. Bases 226 to 1713 code for a protein of 495 amino acids. The record is from RefSeq and is a predicted model, not a curated record.